Messenger RNA from Diversispora eburnea, 816 nucleotides. The record is from the annotation of a GenBank genome assembly. Lineage: Eukaryota; Fungi; Glomeromycota; Glomeromycetes; Diversisporales; Diversisporaceae.
AUGCCUUUUAAAUUAUUAUUUUGUAAUAACCUUUUGAUAUCGGCCUCACGUUCUCUAGCCAAACGCCCCGUAUUAUCAGCUACAAGAAAUGCAUCAACAAUAUCGAAGAAUCAAGCAUUUCAAAGUUGGUCGUGGACAGCAUCAACUACAGCUGCUUUCCAAUCAACAGAGAUGCCUGAAAGUUCACAUAUAAAUGGGUUCGCUCAAUUUUCAACUACUACUGUCGGUAGAAAUAAUAAAGAGGAGACUGCUACUAAUAGUAAUGAUAAUGGUAAUCGUAGUGAAGAAAAGACUUCCGAAAAAUCGACGGAUAAUGAAUCAGAUAUGGACCUUAGAGAAAAAGAAAUUGCCAUACUUAAGGAUAAACACCUUCGCUGUUUAGCCGAACUAGAAAAUCAACGUGAAAUUGCGCGUCGUGAAGUAGAAAGUACUUCACAAUAUGCUAUUCAAAAAUUUGUAAAAGAUAUCCUUUCUACCGUCGAUAAUCUUAGUUUUGCACUUAAUUCAAUUCCACCAGAAAUACGAAGUACAUUCGAAAAUGAUGAUUCUUCAUCAGGUCGUGAUCUAAUUAAUUUAUACAAAGGAAUUGAACUAACAAAUUCUGAAUUAUUAAAUACGUUAAGGCGUCAUGGUAUAGAAAAGGUUGAACCGCAGUUAGGUGAAAAAUUUGAUCCAAAAUUGCAUGAAGCUCUUUACCAAGCAGCUUUUCCAGGUAAAGAAGCUGGAACUAUUUGUGAAAUACAAAAAAUCGGAUACAGCUUAAAUGGUAGGAUUGUCAGACCUCCUCAGGUUGGUGUUGUGGCUGAAGCAGAAUGA